Molecule: messenger RNA, 2694 nt
Organism: Lytechinus variegatus (green sea urchin)
Lineage: Eukaryota; Metazoa; Echinodermata; Echinoidea; Temnopleuroida; Toxopneustidae
Product: monocarboxylate transporter 2-like
Exons: 5
Coding region: 431-1774 (447 amino acids)
Biological process (GO): transmembrane transport
Molecular function (GO): monocarboxylic acid transmembrane transporter activity
Source: RefSeq, a predicted model, not a curated record
UCGAGUGAACGUGUGAAUGGUAUGGUGAUUCUACGGACGAAUUGCAAUCAUUACAAUGAUGAUUCAAGAUCAACGGAUGGAAGGGCCCAUAGCUUGGUUUUCACACGUGCUGAAAAUUCGUCAUAAAAUUUAUUUUUCACUGGAAUCAUCAUUCAAAUUACGAUUCUGUUCCCGUGUGGAAGGGCGGAAUGAUUCUUUGUUGCGAACAUGGUGAAAAGAGAGAGAGAGAAUGAGCAACAGAAAGGUUUAUUUCUAUCACUAUUCCUUUCAACAAUAAUCUUUUGUAUGGCCUAAACUCCAACAAACACUCCUGUAUAUACGUGUGUAUUGUGCGUACUCCCUUUUCGUUGCAAUUGUCCCGCAAACUCAAUCAUGUUGUGUUGGAGUGCUUUUUCUACAGUGCGGCUUUAAUUCGUGACUAUAAUAUACAAUGUGGAGCUGUUAUGAAACCCUUUCCUCUCCAAGUUUACCUGUAGUAGUUUGCAUCUUCAUGUCUGCAUCUGGCCAUGUAGGUAUACUAAAAACAGUAGGAUUCUUCAUGAGCGACAUCAACAUUGAUCUGGAAACCACAGCAACUGAUAUGGGAAGGGCACUUGGUUUGCUGAAUGCCUUCUUUCUCUUACCGGGUCCAAUAACUGCUGCCCUUUAUCGAAAUCAUUCUAUUCGUCGUCCGUUGCUCAUAUCUGGAACGUGUCUUCAAACAUUAGGAGUGGCGUUCUUUUCAAUGGCAACUAGCAAAGCUCAAAUGACCAUCUUUCUAUCAAUGACAGGUUUGGGAAUAGGUACCGUGAUAUUAUGUUGUAUUUUGACAUUACAUCAUGUUGCUCGGGGAAACUUCAACCUAUGCAUCGGCCUUGGUCUGAGCGGGUAUGGCGCCGGUAUGGUCCUUUUGCCAAUCGUAGCUGAAUUCCUGCGUAACCCGUACGGGUGGAGAGGUGGAUUGCUCAUUAUAAGUGCCCUUAUAGCGCAUACCAUCCCAUGUUCUAUGGGAAUUAGAAUGAAAUCCGACGAGGAGAGUAGGCCUACACAGAAAAAUGGUUUUCAGCCAAUCGAAAGCUCGUCUACAGGACCUUUGGAAAUGGACAUAACGGAAGAAAACGAAGCAAAUGCAGGACACGGCUCAGGCCUGUCAAACGGAAAUUGCCGAUUUUGGCACGUUGCUAGUUUUCGUGGGAUCGCCAAUAUCCUUCGUGAAUCUGAUUUCUACAAAGAUCCUGUAUUUACCCUGAUUUUUGGUGUGGAGUUUGCAUUCGAUAUGGUCUACAGUGGUUGGCACUCUUUUCUCGUACCCCAUGUUCUGCAAAGAGGAAUCUCGGUCGAGAAAACCAUUAUCUUGACACUCUCAGGAGCGGUAGGGAAUACUUUAAGCAGAUGUGGUGUAGGUGUCAUUACAAACCACCAAUUCAAGCCGAUCGAUGUUUACAUCUUCGCUACAACCCUAAACAUUGGCGCUCUUCUCGUCGAUGUGCUUGUAGUGAACUAUUACGUUAUGUUGGUGACGUCUUGUUUCUCUGCCAUGUCCAUCGGAGGGAGGGCGGCGGUCACAACGCUUAUUGAGAGGGAAAGAGCAUCUCCCGACAAAUUUGAUGUCGUCUUUUCACUCGCAAGAUGUUUUUCUGGAGGUGCGAUGUUUCUUGGUGGUUAUUUAGGUGGUUUAGUAGCAGAUACCUUUUCUUCGUUCAAUGCUACGUUCACGAUGUUACCAAUCAUUGAGGCUGUUGUUCUCAUCCUGGUCGUGGUGAUGAAAUGUUACCCUAAACCUGAUACUUUAUGACAAUGCCAAUUCGCCAUUGUGAAAUUUCUCCACUCCUGAUGACGGAUAUUCAAGCUUUUCGGAACUUUGACUUGGAGAUUCCUCAUCGCGUCUUCAACCCACCGUGCACCAUACUAUUUCCGCUCAUCUACUCGGGACUUUUCAAUCCAUGCGCUACUUCUCAUUUCCCAGAUACGGGGCCUUGAAAGUGCUAUCGACCUGACGACUUGGCGAGAUACUUUAUCUUGCCAUGUCGACAUAAUAAUCGUAUUAGGUCAACAGUUUAGAACCCAUUGAAAUAAAGCUUUGUUUUAGCAAGUGAGGUUUUAUUCAGUGGUAAAUGAAAUGCUUGGCGACUAAUUUGAAUGUGAGAGGCAAAGACAAUUGUUUAGUGCUAAGCUUGAUCAUAAGCUGUCCAAGUUGAAAAGUGUGCAAUUAUUCAAUUUCAAAAUUUUAUUGUUCAAGAAUAUAUAGUUUUAUGUGCCCGAAAAUUUGCAUUAUUUAUUAUUAUUGCAUUACCCCCGAGCCAUAAGUCCGUAAUUUAAGUAUAGGAGGAUUAUAAUAGAAUACAUGGAUGACAUAAUAAUGUGUGGUAGGAAUUGUUUUAAUUGACCAAAGAUGCCAGUAUUUCGAUCAAUUAUUUUGCAGAAAUUGUCAAGAUGCGCUUUUCAAGAUAGCUUGUCAUUUAUGAUUAGUCCAAGGAAUAAUGUUGAUCGGACCAUUUGAUUGACAGAACCAUAGAAAUUACAUCAGCUGGUAAAGCUUCAAACUGAUUACUAAACAACAUAUAAUUACUUUUAUCAAUGUUAAGUGGUAAUUUGUUUGCCUUUAUCCAAUAUGCAAUGUUUUUUAAGUGCUUUAUUCAAAAUUUGUGUCAAUUGUUUUGGAUCAUGAUAUGAGAAAAAACACAUUUGAAUCAUCAGCAAAAAGAAUGAAUCAAA